Seminavis robusta is the source of this 330-nucleotide messenger RNA. Lineage: Eukaryota; Bacillariophyta; Bacillariophyceae; Naviculales; Naviculaceae. The record is from the annotation of a GenBank genome assembly.
AUGAGAGCCGAGAUUGCUGAUGGGAGUGUUGCAAAAAAGUCCACCAUGACGGACGUUGAAGAAAUGCGACGACGUUUACAGGACUACUAUCGGAUUCCAAUUGCGUUAAGGAAGCAGGGUACUACAAAGGCUCCAUGCCCUUUCUGUGGGAAGCUGGUGGAAUACCCCCUGGGCGACGGACAUCAGGAUGCCCAAUGCGACAAAGACGAAUUGGAUGAGCUGGAGAUUGAGAUUGGAGAGAGAGUGUUUAUCCCUGGGUAUGGCGUUACUGUAAUUGAAUAUCCUGAGGACAAGAGGGUGGUUGUCCCAGAUAACCUUAUCUUCCACUAA